Molecule: messenger RNA, 1251 nt
Organism: Nelumbo nucifera (sacred lotus)
Lineage: Eukaryota; Viridiplantae; Streptophyta; Magnoliopsida; Proteales; Nelumbonaceae
Source: RefSeq, a predicted model, not a curated record
CGUACCAGUCAACACUCAAAAUGGCCACCCACAGCGACGACGAUGAGGACAUAAAUCCUCUCACCUUCCUGAUAGGAGGAAAAGAAGAAGAAAGAGUAGCUGCGGCAGAAGGAAAAUACACAAAUCGACAACAGCAACACCACUAUCUUAGUUCGAUCGAUUCAACUGUUUCUAUUCGGCAACUUCCGUCAGAAGGCCUUUCCUUUCAGCUCUGGCCCGCCGCGACCACUCUCGUUAGCCUUCUCGAUCGAUGCAAACAACCCAAUAACAACCCCCUUUUCCCAAUCCUCACCUCCUUAUCUGACGGUCACCAAGGCCGUCUCCGCAUCCUCGAGCUUGGUUCCGGCACCGGCCUGGUAGGCAUUGCUGCAGCGGCUAUCCUUGGAGCCGAUGUCACCAUCACUGACCUACCCCACGUCCUCCCCAACCUCCAGUUUAACGCGGAUGCCAACUCCAGUACCUUCGCCGUGCACUGUGGGACCAUCAAAACCGCCUCGCUCAGGUGGGGUGAGAGUGCGGACAUGGAAUCCAUUGGCCGUGAGUUCGAUCUCCUAUUCGCGUCCGACGUAGUCUACCACGACCACCUCUUCGACCCUCUUCUCAAGACUCUGCAGUUCUUCCUGACCGGAGAAAACAAAUUAGUGUUCCUGAUGGCCCAUUUGAGGAGGUGGAAGAAGGACUCUGUCUUCUUCAAGAAAGCAAGAAAACUAUUCAACGUUGAGAUGAUACAUACUGACCCUCCCUCCCCUGGCUCGCGAAUUGGUGUGGCUGUUUAUUGCUUUCAGGGAAAGCUCCGGGGUGGCACUGCAGCCCCCCAGACAGUCUCUACUAUCGUGUGAUGCCUUUGCCUUCAAAUUUUCAUGUUGAUUGAUAAGAUAUUGGGAGAGACGGAAAAGGAAUUCUGCUCCAUCCUUUGCAUUUGAGAUUUUGAAUUGUAUCUUUACAAAUCGAAAUUCAGUGGUUUAUACUUUGAAACUUCUCCUCCCUACGACAAUCCCCAUUUUCGUCAUCAAUGAGGAAGAACGUUGGCGAAGAAGCGAAUGAGAACAUCUCCCUCCAUCGGAAUGUUUUUUUGUCUAAUACGCUUAGUCAUAAGGCAAGAUCAAAGAGAAAACGGGGAUCUGUAGAGAGAAGCUUAACUAUGAUUUUAGAGGAGACGUUGCAGUUUCCAAUUGGCCUGAAUUGUGCUGGCUUUAAGAGUCCAAUGAUUUUGGGGAUAAAGAUUGAAUGUGUGAUUCAUUUUUUCAUUAA